AUGCAACCGGGAGCGACCGGAAGCGAGCGAGGCGAGCGGGAACGAGCGAGUGGCGAGCGAGGCGACCGGGAGCGACCGGGAGCAACCGGGAACGAGCGCGUGAGGCGACCGAGAGCGACCGGGAACGAGCGACCGGGAGCGACCGGGAACGAGCGCGUGAGGCGACCGAGAGCGACCGGGAACGAGCGACCGGGAGCGAGCGAGCGAGGCGACCGGGAGCGACCGGGAGCGAGCGAGCGAGCGAGGGAGGAUAAUCAAACAAAUGAGCUUGCGAGGAUUAAGAAGUUGGGAUUCCAGGCUGCAUCGCGGACUCCGGUCCAGCGUCUAUACGUCAUUCGUACUUCAGCCUUCUGUGCCCUGGCGGCGCGUCUACUCUUUGGGCCGUGUCCGCUUUUCACGCCGCUGCCUCGCUACCGUCGUCCUCCCGAGUCCCUGGCCAAGGAGGGCGUCAAGAACGCUGCCGUGGCGGCGGCGGCAGCUGCGGCGGCGGCGGCGGCUUCGGGAGGGUCUUCCAGCCAAGGCGAGAACCCCCACCACAGCCCGAAGUCACACCAGCCACAGCAGCAGCAGCAGCAACAGCAGCAGCAACAGCAGCAGCAACAACAGCAACAGGAGCUACAGGACGUGCGCACCUCACAGAGCGGCUCGUGGUGGGAGCUGCAGCGUCACUGGGCCAGACGUCAAAUGGACGAUCCUCUGCUGCGACUCCGCCUGGCUGUCGACCUUACGGAGAUGGACGUAUAGUACGUUCUGCCACCGGAUCGGGACAGGAGCGUCAAGGAGUUGAGGAUGUGCGAGGUGCUACGGACGGUCUUCGGUUCAGGUCCCAUGAGAAUCUGAGUCAUGUGAAGAUUGAAGCAUAGCAUUCUCUUGCUCCGAAUUAUGGCAGACGCCGCGAAGGUUACAAGGAACUUCAGGGCGAUGAAUAAUUUAGGACGAUAUUCUGUGUAGUGUGUCACGUGGUUUUCGGCCGUGUUGAGCCGGCGGAGGGCGGGUGGAGCGCCGCCGCAAGUCGUGAGGAGCCAGCGCACGACUUCCGACGGUCUGGCCCAACCUGCCAGGAUCUGAAAUCUUUGCUGCCAAUUACGUGUUUUUGUCGUGUCGGAGUUAUGAUACUUCCUUCACGUGUAGACACGAGUAAAUAUUAACAAAAUAUUCCAGAAAAUGAUGUAAUGGACGCCUACAGAUGCGACUAUCAUUAACAAUAAUUUUCUAUAAAAGAAAGAAGUGAAAUCCCGCACCAGUGUGAGGGUCAAGUAUGACGACGUUGACAGACAGAGGGGGCGACGAACACCGCGGCCGCCCCCCCCUCCUCCCUCGUGGUCCCCGAGGCCACAAUAGGUGUCUUCUAACAACUGUGUUUUAGUUCAUAUCUGAAUUUUGAAGAUUGUCUGUGCUUAAAGGAGUAAUUGGGCAUGUUAAUUCGUUAAAUAGAUGGGGAGAAUAGAUGAACUCUUCCCUUAAUUAAUGGUAGUGUGUUAAGGUAUUCCUACAUUACACUGUCGGAUAAAAAAAACAAACAAAGGUAAUCGGACACACCAGACAGGAUCUUAGCUGCUUCAAAAAAACAUAAAAGAGAAAUCUUGCUUUUACGGAACCGAUUUUCAAAACAUUUCAGACGUUGCCAAGCGCAUCUGAUCCCACUCUAACGUUAAUACUUAAUGAUAAGAGCGGUGUGUGUGUGAGUGCGAGGCCUGGCCGAGGGACGGAGGCUCGAGUGCGACCCCGGCCUCCAACCUCGACGCCAUCCCGUUAUUUAAAGCGUAACUUAUGUGUUUUUAAUUUUCUGAAGGGUAAUGAAACAUUUGCUUUAAAGAACGAUGAUCGAGGAAGAAACAGACUUUAAAGGAAAUGGACUAAAAAUUAUCUUAGAUAGUUGGAUUGCAUAGUCAGAGAGACGGAGAAUGAGUGGAAAAAAGUACAAGUUCAAAUUCGACGGAUUCUAACAGUAUUACAACUACACCCACGAGGAUGGCCUUUGCUGCGCCACAAGACGCUUUCACGACACACGCACCAGGCACACGACAGAAACGAGACCAGUGACACGAACACUAAAAUGUUUACAAUGUUAAUGUAAAGUGAUAUUGUAUGUUUUCAAGAAGUAAAUGUUACCAGCAUACAUUUUGUCAAUUGCUAAACCUCUAGUCAUUUCUAAUUCAGUGACAGUUGAACAAACCACACACACACACACACACACACACACACACACACACACACACACACACACACACACACACACACACACACACACACACACACACACACACACACACAC
This is a messenger RNA of Penaeus chinensis, 2275 nucleotides long. RefSeq names its product nonsense-mediated mRNA decay factor SMG7-like. Lineage: Eukaryota; Metazoa; Arthropoda; Malacostraca; Decapoda; Penaeidae. The transcript is spliced from 4 exons. The record is from RefSeq and is a predicted model, not a curated record. The coding region runs from base 1 to 744 and encodes 247 amino acids.